GAGAUUCUGCAGAUGCUGGAAAUCUAGAGCAAUACGCACAAAAUACAGGAUGAAUUCAGCAGGUCAAGCAGCACCAACUCUUCUUCAGGACUCCAUUACCAACAUGGCGGCCUUAUCGCUCCUCUUUCGUGACGUCAGGCGGGAAACUCUCGGCUGGGGCAUGACGUACGCACGUAACCGCCACUCGCACGGUCUUUGGCGCGCCUGCCUGGAAUGGGCGUGGUCUCAUUUGAUUGACAGGCAGAGGGGACACCCCUCCAUGAGUAAACAAGUGGUGGGCGCCGGGUGGUCGGCGUGCGGCUGAAUCGCCCGAAAUUCAGCAGGUGUGCGGGUUCGGCCAUUCCCACUCUGCUGGACGGAUUCGGUAGCAGCGUCCCCCUCCGUGGUCUGGGGGCUCGGGCCGCGGCGUGACGUCACCGCGGUGAGUGGCGGGAGCGGGGCGGCGGAGCACGCGCAGCCGGACACGGGCCCGGUCCCGAGCCGCGGGAGCCUGGGCCUCGCCCUCGCCUGGUAGGCCCGCCGUUGAGUGGCAGCGACGGACGGACGGCCGGGGCACCGCGGCGGCGGAGGAAGAUGCUGAAGAUGGCGGAGAGUGGAGAAGAUCCAUUGCAGGCAGCUGGUGUGUGUGCUCAGCCAGCAGAGAAACGGAAGCGCACGGUGGAGGAUUUCAAUCAGUUCUGCAACUUUGUUCUGGCGUACACUGGAUACAUUCCACCGUCCAGGGAGGAAUGUGAAUGGACACAAUCCAGUUCAAAUUCACCCCUCAGGACUGAGAGUGUGGUGGACAGCGACAGCUGGGAUUCCACUCAAUCUAUUGACUUUGACACUAUCCAGAACUUUGUAAAGAAGGCAAAGUCCUCCAAGGGGAACGGCUUCCACCGGCUGAAGUCGGACGGCGUGCUGCUUGACAGGCUGAAGCUGAAGGAUGCCCUCUACCCCCCUCCGGCAGCAGAGAAGAAAAAGGAGCGGAAGGGCAAGAGAUGGAGCCUGGAGGCAGAGCCACAACAGAGGGGCCUAGACGGGGAGAAGUCUGGCUUCGCCCGCAUCAAGAGAAGCAAGAAGCGGAAGCUGAAAAAUGAGAGAACCGAGAAAAAGAUCAAGAGCUCCCAGAGCGAGACGGACUCUGACGAGGAGGUGGUGAAGGCAGACUUCCUCUCCGAGCCUCUGAGACCCGCUGCUGAGGUGGCUUACACCAAAAACUGUAAAAUGGAAAUCGAAGAAUGCCUCAGCAUGGGAAAUAGUCAUGAUGGGGAGACCAGCUCCAGCGAGGGUGAACCACGCAUAAUGGAUGAGGACAUUAUGGUGGAAUCAGACGAUGACUCUUGGAGCUUGGUGACAUGCUACUGUCGGAAGCCCUUCGCAGGCCGCCCAAUGAUCGAGUGUAACCAGUGCAACACCUGGAUCCACCUGUCCUGUGCCCGAAUCCGAAAGUCCAACGUUCCUGACGUGUUCUUCUGUGAGAAGUGCAGAGAUGCAAGAGAAGGCAGGAAGCCUAGUUCAAGCCAGAAGAAAGUUCCAUGAAUGAACUCCUCGUGAGUCUGUUCUUGUGACUCGUCUGAGGCAAAACACAAACUUACAGAAUAAGCAAGGUCAUGGUCAACUAAAGAAACUUGGGGUGGGUGGGGAUGAGGAUCUAACAGACCACCCAGGAGGGAAGAAACAAGUCUUGCUUGAACUGUAAGGGAUCUGCAAACACUUGUAAAAGUGUGGAUGUUUCAUUCUGGAUGCAUCCCAUUCAUGUUUCAGUACCUUAAGGGUUAGAAUGAAAGGUUUGGGUACAAGAACAGACCAUUUGUUUUACCCCAUCAAAAUAUCUUGACAGUCUGGAGCAAUAAUUUUGUUUUAGAUGGUGAAGCAUUUCAAGUCUGUCCUCAGAAUGGCCGCAGCUGGCGCAAAAAAAAAAGAGAUUCUUCACUGCUUCCUUAUCCAGGAAGAAUGGAAUAAUGUACCCAUGAGUGUUUUUGGCAGUACCGGGAAAGCCCUGAUUAGAAGGCAGGUCAUUUGUCCCUGUUCAGAUGGAAUGUGUCGUCUUUGAACAUGGCGCAUUCAACCAUCAUGGAAGGACUGGGGAGAAAAAAGUGGAUAUCAAAUAAAUAUUAACUUUCUCUACUUGUGAAAGUUUUUUUCUGCUUUUUUUUUGAGCGACCUUGGGUUUGAAUUGGAAACAGACCAGGAGGUUUAAGUACUUCUGUUAGGGAUUUGUUGACCGGUGAGACUAUUCUGUGCGCAGUUCCUAGCAAGUUUGUUUUUGUUGCUGCCUCUGUUCCCUAGACACAGUGAUGGUAGCCUUUAUGUCUUGAAUGUUGGCGCGUUGAAGUGUCUAGGGAUGCAAGCCAGAUGUGGUUCAGCCAGAAGUUGAAUUAGGUCAGCAUUUAACUGGGCGUCCGUGAACCUUCCAAGCUCCCAUUUUGGGCUGCACGCCACCAAAUCCAUUUGGGUUCCACCGCCCCUUGCUGGAAUUGAAAGCUUUCUUUAUUUAAAUACUGAAGGUUUAUUUUCAUAGUACGAGAGACCCGGAUAUUUUAAGAUUGAGUUCAGAGGGAUAAUAUGCAUGUGUUGUCUGUGAAAGGUAGACCGGAUUAAACAAGGCUUUGACACUGAGGUCUGAUCCUGAAUUGUGACGGUGUUAAACUUGGAGCUUUGAAAGAAAUCUGCAGGGUUUGAAGGGUGAGGUUUUGGAAUUAACUGGUGUGGAGCGAGAGCACCAAAUGCCUCAUGGUGGCGGUUGCAGAAUUGAGUCUAUUUAUGGGAUGUAGUGGGGAGAUGGCAUGAUUCAAGAUGUUUGUAAGCUGUAUCCUACCUGUCUGUCUCAGUUCUUUAGAUUCAAAGCAUAAACAAGAUGAAUCCUAUAAUAACUCAUUAAAUCUAGGCAAAACAGAUUCCCAUAUUUUAAUUUUUAUCUCCUCUCCCAUCCCCAAACCUUUUGCAGCCAAGUCAGCACAUUGGACUUAAUUACUUUGUCCUUGGGUGAAGUGGAGGGGUUGAGUGGAUGGGGAAAUAAGGUACGGGAAAAUCGCCUACUUGUGAGAUUGAUCUUUGCUUGAUCCCCCACUCAGAGCUGAGGACCGUAGGGCCAGUUAAGCAGCAGGAACGUUUGGUGUUUGUGACCCUACUCUGUGGUUGCCCCUGCUCAGCAUUGUGCAGCCAUUCUGAAAACACAGUUCUGUCCAUCUGUGCCCUACAGAGAGGAAAAAGAACAAAUGCCGGUAGUUGUGUCUUUUGUGCAGGGAGUUGAAAUGAUGGUUCUGAAGUCCAGAUAACAAGGUAUAAACCGAAAGCGGGUAUAAAACAAAGGAAAUUAAUAUUCAUUUACUCAGGACUCAGUAGCUUGGAGCAAAUCUCCAACAGUCUGAAACUACAAAGGUUGAAAUCCAAGUGACACACAUUCUGAAAAUACUUAGUGUGCCUUUGCAGAGCAGGGCCAGAAUAUCCUUACUGGGCAUUGGCAGCAGAGUUUGCCCUUGGUCAGCUGUGGGUAGUGUGGCUCUGCUUUGAUUGAGAGGGUAGGGAGAAGAGUUGAAGCAGACUACCACGAUCUCUGCCUUUAUUUUUAAUUAUUGAUGGUUUGAUGUCAAACUUGACGUUCCAAGUUUGGGUUGGUUUCUUCCUUGUUUGGAAAAAUGGGGCAGGUUACAAGUUACGGGAGGUGGCCAGCUUGAGUGAGUCAGCCUGGCCAUGAACAACUGAACCACAGUGACUGUGAAAGGCUCUGAGUUCACUGCCCUUUGAGAAAUACAGGAGUGGAAGGGGUCUUGUCUGGGGGGGAGGGAGGAGGAAUAGGAGAAUUGCUGGUUGGUCUUGUGUCCAGCUAUUAAACACACAAAAUGUUGGAGGAACUCAGUAGUUCGGGCAUCACCUAUGGAAAGAAAUAAAGAUUAGAUUUUUCAGUCUGUGGCCCUUCAGGACUGGAAAGGAAGGGAUAAGAAGGCAGCGAGGAGCACAAACUACCAGGUGAUGGCUUCCCAUGGUCCACUGUCAUAUUCCUUUGGUCCUUUACCUCUUCCACCAAUAACCUCCCACUUUCUCACAUCAUCCAGCCUCCCCCCACUUCACCUGCUUUCAGUAUCACCUGCCAGUUUUUAUUUCCUUCCCGUCUCCCCCACUAUAUUCUGACUCUUCCCUUCUUUUCCAGUCUUGAUGAAGGGUCUCAACCCAAAAUGUCCAACUGUUUAUUUCUCUCCAUAAAUGCUGCCUGGCAUGCUGAGUUCCUCCAGCUUUUUGUGUGUUCCUUAAGAUUUCCAGCAUCUGCAAUCUCGUGUCUGUUGUUAAAUAAUCUGUUGCUGUCUGAUGCUGGUCCAGGGGUGGAAGAUGGAACAUGGAAAUUGGUAUUUCAGUGAUUGGAGGAGGAUUGGGUAUGGUUACUCUGUAUGUCUUUGUUUUGACGUUGCAUGGGAUUCCAUGCAACGUCAGUGCAGAGCAUUGGGUUGAAUGGGUUCUGAACUGUGAGCGCCUGUGGAAAGUUGCUGCCCAGAGCCUCAGGGAUGUUGACUGAAGCUGUAUUUUUGCAAUGCUGUUGUAAAUAAGUAUCGUAGGAAGAAGAUUCUGAUAAAGGAUUCAACACUUUUUGGAGAAAAUAAAAAGUUUUUUUUUUGUA
Molecule: messenger RNA, 4594 nt
Organism: Hypanus sabinus (Atlantic stingray)
Lineage: Eukaryota; Metazoa; Chordata; Chondrichthyes; Myliobatiformes; Dasyatidae
Product: PHD finger protein 23-like
Exons: 5
Coding region: 574-1521 (315 amino acids)
Source: RefSeq, a predicted model, not a curated record